This is a messenger RNA of Ylistrum balloti, 1599 nucleotides long. RefSeq names its product calcium-binding protein LPS1-alpha-like. The transcript is spliced from 13 exons. The record is from RefSeq and is a predicted model, not a curated record. Lineage: Eukaryota; Metazoa; Mollusca; Bivalvia; Pectinida; Pectinidae. Bases 1 to 1599 code for a protein of 532 amino acids. Gene Ontology annotation, cellular component: myosin II complex. Gene Ontology annotation, molecular function: calcium ion binding.
AUGGUGACUACCACACUGAACAGUAUACGGGAAUCCUGUCACCUCGAAUUCAAAGCAAAUUUGACCUUAAAUUCUUCUGUGGAGAAUUUGACAGAGGAGCAGGUAAACGAGUUUAAAGACGCCUUUUCGGCGUUUGAUGCUGGUGAAGGUUCCAUUCCGUCGAAAGAUUGUGGAACAGUGAUGAGAUCGCUAGGGAUGAAUCCAACACUUACACAGCUAACAGUAUGGCUGGGAGAGGCAGACAGGGACAACACGGGGAUGGUCGAUUUUGCGAGUUUCCUGGUAAUGAUGAGUAAAAAAUUAGAAGAACAGGACGAUGAAGAUGAAGAGGGAAUGAAAGAAAAUUUUCGUAUUUUCGACAAGGAAGGGACUGGUUUCAUUAAUGCUGUGGAAUUUCGUCACGUGAUGACAUCGAUAGGGGACAAACUAACGGAUGAGGAAGUUGACGAGAUGAUAAGAGAAGCUGAUCUGGAUGGGAAUGGUCUAAUAAACUAUGAAGAAUUAAGGGAAGUCUUCUCAUUAUUCGAUAAAGAUGGACGUGGUACCAUUGACUCCAGAGAACUAGGAACGAUUUUACGUUCCGUAGGUCACAACCCUACAGAGGCAGAGGUCAUGGCUUGCAUUAACGAAGUCGAUCCGGAUGGUCGCGGGAUAGAUUUUUCGGAUUUUAAAUCGGUCAUGAUGUCACGAGCAGGAAUACAGGACUCGAACGAGGAGCUGCAUGAAUCGUUUCAAGUGUUCGACAGGGAAGGCAAUGGCUUCAUAGCAGAAUCCGAGUUGCGACACGUUAUGACAAAUUUAGGGGAAAAGCUAACGGACGAAGAGAUCACCGAGAUGUUAGUAGAGGCUGGCGUGGAUGGGGAAGGUCAGAUAAAUUACGAGGAAUACAAAGACGUGUUCUCUCUUUUCGACAAAAACAUGGACGGUGUGAUCGACGCGAUGGAACUCGGUACAAUUCUGCGACAGAUGGGAAAGAAUCCAACGGAUGCUGAUCUAUUAGAUAUCACAGGAAACGGCAAGCUCGACUUUCAGGAAUUCCUUAAAAUGAUGGAAGGAUAUACAAAGGAUAUAAGUUCGGAAACUCAAAUGGCAGAACUUAAAGAAGCGUUUAAAAUAUUUGAUGACGACGGUAACGGGUAUAUCACACACGAUGAACUGCGCUUACAGGCAGAUCAAAUGACAGAACAGCAUAUUGAAGCCUUCAGCUUGUUCGAUAAAGAUGGAGACGGUUUUGUAUCUUCUAAAGAGUUAGGGACAGUGAUGAGGUCCCUUGGACAGAAUCCAACAGAAGCCGAACUACAAGAUAUGAUCAAUGAAGUGGAUACUGAUGGAAACGGCACGAUAGAUUUUCCAGAGUUUUUAACUAUGAUGUCAAGAAAGAUAUUUGAUGAUGACAGCGAUGCAGAAUUAAAAGAGGCCUUCAGAGUGUUUGAUUCUAAUGGAAAUGGGUUUAUCGGUGCUGCAGAACUACGCCACGUGAUGACAAACCUCGGGGAGAAGCUGACGGAUGAGGAGGUGGAAGAAAUGAUACGAGAGGCGGAUAUCGAUAAAGAUGGUCAAGUCAAUUAUGAAGAAUUUGUGAAAAUGAUGCAUACCUAG